CAGGUGCUAACCGGCAAUUGCAAAUAUGCUCAGCGCGAAAGUCCUGAUCUUCACCGUCGGUGUCCUCGCCGCUGUCGCGGAGGCGGCUGGUACCUGUCCGUCUAUCGAAAACAACGUCGACUACAGUGGCGCCGAUGUCGGCAGCGCUCGUAGCUCGUCAGCGAAUGGAUGUUGCUCCAUUUGCUCCAGCACGAAUGGCUGCGGUGCGUUCACUUGGACCAACUACAACGGCGGUACGUGCUGGUUGAAGCAGUCCAAGGGCACUGGAAAGGCCAGUAGCGGUUCCAUCUCGGCCGUUCUCCAGACGUCGUCCUCGUCUGGAACCUGCCCUCCUCUGGAAAACAACGUCGACUACAGCGGUGCUGACGUCGGCAGUGUCCCCAGCUCGUCGGCUAACGGAUGCUGCUCGAUCUGCUCCAAGACGAACGGCUGCGGUGCGUUCACCUGGACGAACUACAACGGCGGUACGUGUUGGCUGAAGCAGUCCAAGGGCACCGGAAAGGCCAGCAGUGGCUCCAUCUCCGGUGUGGUGCAGUCGUCGUCCUCCUCAUCGGCCACUUGUCCGUCUCUGGAGAACAACGUCGACUACAGCGGCGCUGACGUCGGCAGUGCUCGCAGCGCCAACGCUAACGGGUGCUGCAACAUCUGCUCCAACAACAACGCCUGUGGUGCGUUCACCUGGACCAACUACAACGGCGGCACUUGCUGGCUCAAGAGCUCCAAGGGCAGCGCCAAGUCGAGCCCCGGUUCCGUGUCGAGCAGCGUACAGAAGUCCACUCAGCCGUCGACUCCGACGUCGCCUUCGUCUGUCGACCCGGCCAACGCUCAGUACUCGCUGUCUGCCUUCGCUAUUGGUGACUGGGGUGCUACGACGUACAAGGGCUCGUGCUGCUCUCGCUCCAACACGUUCAACAACUACGAUAUCAACGCUGAAGAUGUUGUCGCGAGCUUGAUGAACACACAGGCCGGUAACUUCCCGGUGAAGCCGAAGCUGAUCAUCGGACACGGUGACAACUUCUACUGGACGGGUAUCAACAGUCUGGAGGGCCGCGACUCGCGCUUCGCCACGACGUUCGAGGGAAAAUUUAACGGCAACAACAUCAAGACGAUCCCAUGGGUGAACGUGUUGGGUAACCACGACUACGGUGGUGCCAGCUACGUGUGCAACCAAGGAGACAACAACGCCCGAUGCGCCAACACGGCUGCACUACUGCAGGGUCUGGACAACAAGUUCAAGUGGCAAUCGGAGUACACGAGUCCGAACGACAACCGCUGGAACCUGGACGACCACUUCUACGUGCGUCGUAUCGAGGACCCUGCUACGGGUGUGAGCAUCGACGUCUUCAAUGUGGACACGAACGACGCCGACAUCCACGGCGCCAUGCAGAUCUGUUGCCAGUGCUACGGCUACUCGAACAGUGACAGUGCUACGUGUCGUAACGUGGGCCGUGGCCACCAGUACUGCUGUGGCGGAGACAACUCCAUGUUCGACGCGUGUAUGGGCAAGUUUAACCAGUGGGGAGACGACUCGCGUGCGCAGAUCGCGCAAAAGGUCAAGCAGUCGACAGCCACGUGGAAGAUCGUCAACAGCCACUACAGUCCGUACAACCACUACGCCGAACACAACAUGAAGAAGUGGUUCGACGCACUGCGUAACUCUGGCGUGCACAUCUGGCUGAACGGUCACACUCACGGUGAGAAACACGACUACUCUUCGUCGCUGGGCAUUCACUUCAUUGAAAACGGCGCUGGCGGUGGUAUCCAGAAGGAGUCGGCAAGCGGCAUCCCGUCGUAUGCCGCCCCGUUCGUGCAGAACAAGUGGACGUACGGCAGCAACGAGUACGGCUUCAUGUCGCUUCAGGCCUCUAAGGCUUGGGUGAAGCUGCAGUACCACACGGCGGACAGGUCGUGGCAGUUCGGAGAGAACUUCCAGAGCACCAAGAUCGGUGGCGUCGAGACCAAACACUGCUGGUACAUCCCGUCGGACGGCGGAGAAGGCCGUAGAUGCUAAGUCUUCAGCUGCUUGCUGGUUUAGAUGUAUGGAUUACUUGGCGGGUUGGACACAUAACUACCGCUAGACAUCGAGUAGCUUUUUUUUUUUGCCUCAUCGUGUCCGAGGAUGCGUUGCUCUUGUUGACAGUUUGCCACACUCAACGAGACAUUUCGCCAGUUCG
Messenger RNA from Phytophthora infestans T30-4, 2174 nucleotides. RefSeq lists its product as uncharacterized. NCBI's taxonomy places the organism in Eukaryota, Oomycota, Peronosporomycetes, Peronosporales, Peronosporaceae. Gene Ontology annotation, biological process: proteolysis. The coding region runs from base 26 to 2011 and encodes 661 amino acids. The transcript has a single exon. The record is from RefSeq and is a predicted model, not a curated record. Gene Ontology annotation, cellular component: extracellular region. Gene Ontology annotation, molecular function: ferrous iron binding; ferric iron binding; acid phosphatase activity.